UUUUAAAAAAAAUUAGCUGAAAAGUAUUUGAAAAAAUAAAUUAUUUUGAAUUUUUUAAUUUAAUAACAUUGAUAGUGUCUAAUUUUAUUUAAAACCCUAAGACUCUUCAUGCUCUCCCUCACUCUCUCUCCAAUGGCUACUAUCGACGAAGAAAGAGCGACGAAAAUCCUAAACCAGGUAGAAUUUUACUUCAGCGACAGCAAUUUGCCCAGAGAUGAAUUCCUCCACAAAACCGUCAGUCAAAGCAAAGACGGCAUGGUGAAUUUGGAUCUAAUAUGUUCAUUCAGUAGAAUGAGGAAUUAUUUGGGUUUGGGAAAAACAAAAAGAGAUGAUAUUCCAGAAGUAAUCAUAAAGAAUGUAGCUGAAAUUCUUCGAAAAUCAGAUUUUCUCAAAGUUUCUGGUGAUGGGAAAAAGGUUGGUAGGAUUAAGGAGCUUUCUAACCCUGAAGAAGUUAUCGAGCAAGUUGAUGUAAGAACAAUAGCAGCUUCACCUUUUGCAUAUGAUGUCAAGAUUGAAGAUUUGGAGUCUUUCUUUGCUCAGUAUGGCAAGGUGAACUGUGUUAGGCUACCUCACCAUCUUGCUGAUAAAAGGUUUUUCUGUGGUACUGCAUUGAUUGAAUUUUCUGCAGAUGGAGAUGCUGAAGCAAUUUUGAAGCAAAAUUUAGCUUUUGCUGGUGCCAACUUGAAGUUAAAAACAAAGAAAGAGUUUGAUUAUGAGAGAAGAAAAAUGGAGGAUAUUGAGAAAUCCCCUAAGAAACCAAGCUAUCCCAAAGGUCUAUUGGUUUCAUUCUGUUUGAAGAAGAUGUCAAUGGGACUACACACAAAAAAGAAUGAUAGUUCUAAUCCAGGCAACGGUGGCACUCAAGUUCUCUCUGAAGAUAUCACGAAUGGCACCCAAAAAAAGGAAAAUAAAAAGCAAAAAAGAAAGAAAAAGAAGGAUAAAGAGAAAAAUAGCCAAAAAGAUAAAGAGAUAAUCAGUGAUGGAAAUGAGCAAAAACAUUCAGGAGAUGCUAAUUGCCAGCCCAGAGAAAAAUCUCUUGAAAAUGGCUGUCAAGAAAAGUUUACCGGGGAAGAAGCAACUAAAUGUUCUAUCCCUAAUGAAGAGGAUAUUGUCUCACGUGAAGACCUGAAAAAUGUCUUUCAACGAUUUGGCUCUGUUAAGCAUGUUGACCAUUCUUUGGGAGCAGAUGCUGGUUAUAUAUGCUUUGAAGAACAAGAAGCAGUUGUAAAAGCCCGUGCUACUGCAGCACUUGUUGAAGGUCUUACGGUGAAGAAAUUAAUUGCUUCCUUAGAAGCAGUUACAGGUGAAGCUGAAAGAGAGUACUGGAAAUCAUUUCAAAGAAAUCAAGAACACUUUGAGGAUCAGGAUAACAAAAGAGAAUGGAAAGGCAAAUUUGGCAAGCAUGGAAGACAUUCUAAAGGCAAACGCCAUCGCUCCAAAGAAAAUGAAUCGUCCAUCCAACAGCCAACUAAAGCUCAGAAGGUUGAAGCUGUCUAAGAACUUGAUACAGAUUGAUUG
Durio zibethinus is the source of this 1518-nucleotide messenger RNA. RefSeq names its product la protein 2-like. Gene Ontology annotation, biological process: RNA processing. NCBI's taxonomy places the organism in Eukaryota, Viridiplantae, Streptophyta, Magnoliopsida, Malvales, Malvaceae. The record is from RefSeq and is a predicted model, not a curated record. Gene Ontology annotation, cellular component: nucleus; ribonucleoprotein complex. Gene Ontology annotation, molecular function: mRNA binding.